Messenger RNA from Botrytis fragariae, 678 nucleotides. RefSeq lists its product as uncharacterized. The coding region runs from base 1 to 678 and encodes 225 amino acids. Lineage: Eukaryota; Fungi; Ascomycota; Leotiomycetes; Helotiales; Sclerotiniaceae. The transcript has 2 exons. The record is from RefSeq and is a predicted model, not a curated record.
AUGUGCUGGGAGUUCAAGGACGUAUUCACCGAUUGCCCUGUUGACUGCUCGAGAUGGAAGACGACUAAGGUGCAUCCUGCCUAUGGACAAAUUUGCCCUGACUUCGCAGUUACGAGACAGCAUUGCAAAAAUCCAAUUCAGGUCAUCCUUGGAGAAAAAGCAAGAAAGUGUCCGGACCAUCAGCCUUUUGGCCGGUACUGGAAUACGCAAGAGAAAAAUUCUAGUUCGCAGGUACAAGCUUCGGGCGUGAAUCCGGAUCCUGGGGGGCCUACAGAAACCCCAAACUCGAACAAUAACCAGCUUCAGUUUAGAUCACACCAGAACCCUCAUUCUGCUCACCAAACCGCAACGCAGACGAGUUUUCGAAGUGGAUUGCCGUCUAAUCUGUCGCCUCGACAGCAAAGGGGUGUCUGGCACAAUCAAGCUUCGAAUUUGAUAUAUCCAGAUAAUAACGGAGUCCCACCCUUGGGGACAUAUGAUCGUUCCUCCCUGUCACCUGACAGGCCGGACCCGGUGGUAGUCUCGUCCUCAACAAACCAGCAGACAAAUAGUCCACCGGAAAAUCCAGGCCACUGGUCAAUAUCUAAUCAUCCAAAUCAAGGACAUUCAAGUCAGGAAAAUCGUCGGAAUUCAGAGCCGUGGAGGGAUCUUGCAAAGGAUUGGGGUAGAAGGUCUUGA